Molecule: messenger RNA, 1260 nt
Organism: Naumovozyma dairenensis CBS 421
Lineage: Eukaryota; Fungi; Ascomycota; Saccharomycetes; Saccharomycetales; Saccharomycetaceae
Gene: IDP3
Product: isocitrate dehydrogenase (NADP(+)) IDP3
Exons: 1
Coding region: 1-1260 (419 amino acids)
Biological process (GO): isocitrate metabolic process
Cellular component (GO): mitochondrion
Molecular function (GO): NAD binding; isocitrate dehydrogenase (NADP+) activity; magnesium ion binding
Source: RefSeq, a predicted model, not a curated record
AUGUCUAAAAUCCAAGUUAAAACUCCAAUUGUGGAGAUGGAUGGAGAUGAAAUGACUCGUAUCAUAUGGCAUCUAAUCAAAGAAAAAUUAAUAUUACCAUAUUUACAAAUUGAUAUCAAAUAUUUCGAUCUUUCCAUUCAAAACCGUGACGCUACUAAUGAUCAAGUAACCAUCGAUGCUGCAAACGCAACUUUGAAACAUGGAGUCGGUGUGAAAUGUGCAACCAUUACACCAGAUGAGGCAAGAGUAAAAGAAUUCAAUUUGAAAAAAAUGUGGAAAUCACCAAAUGGGACCAUUAGAAAUAUCCUUGGGGGAACUGUAUUUAGAGAACCGAUUAUCAUUCCGAAGAUUCCAAGGUUGGUCUCUAACUGGGAGAAACCAAUCAUUAUUGGAAGACAUGCUUAUGGUGAUCAAUAUAAAGCUACUGAUUUAGAAAUUCCUCCUAAUAAGGAUAUCAAAUUGUUGAUUCAAGACAAAGCCGACAAGGAAGAUUCAAAGAUUAUAAAUGUGUUUAGUUUCCCUAAUGAUGGUACUGGUGGUAUCGCAAUGGUUAUGUAUAAUACAGUAGAUUCCAUAAAAGGAUUCGCCAAAGCAUCCUUUAUAAUGGCUUUAAAAAGGAAAUUACCAUUAUUUUUAGCAACUAAGAAUACUAUUUUGAAAAAAUACGAUGGUAGAUUCAAAUCAAUUUUCGAUGACAUGUAUCAAAAUGAAUUCAAAGAAAAAUUUGAGAAAUUAGGACUAACCUAUGAACAUCGUCUAAUUGAUGAUAUGGUAGCUCAAAUGUUAAAAUCUAAAGGUGGAUUUAUCAUUGCUAUGAAGAAUUAUGAUGGUGACGUACAAUCAGAUAUCGUUGCUCAAGGAUUCGGUUCAUUGGGGCUGAUGACUUCGCAAUUGAUAACUCCAGAUGGUAAAACUUUCCAAAGUGAGGCAGCACAUGGUACUGUAACAAGACAUUAUAGACAAUAUCAACAAGGUAAACCCACCUCCACGAACUCUAUUGCAUCUAUCUUUGCAUGGACCAGUGGAAUCAUUCAAAAGGGGGAAAUGGAUGGAACUCCAGAUGUUGUUAAAUUUGGUGAGUUAUUACAAAAAGCUACUAUUGAUACUGUUCAAAUUGAUAAUAAAAUGACUAAAGAUUUGGCUUCAUUAUUAGGCCAACCAAAUUAUGUCACUACUGAGGAAUUCAUAUAUGCGGUUCAAAAAAGAUUGAAUAAAUAUAUCUCCAAGACAUACCAUAAUCAUCAUAGAUGCAAACUUUAA